CUCAUCGUGGCCGCCGGCUGCUUCAUCCCCCUGCGCUCCGUCCGCCGCCUGACCCUCCACCGCGGCGGUUCCACCGUCACCAUUUCCACUCACGGCCCCAUGGGUUUGGGUCGGGGCCGUUCCUUCACCGUCCCCCUCCGUCACCUCUCGUGCCGCUCCCACCGCUCCGACGUCCGCGCCUCCAUCCCCCUCAAGGUGAAGGGCAGGGUUGCUUUCUUUCUCCUGGACGCUCGGGGGCAGCUCGACAACCCGCGCCUCUUCGACAUCACCGUCGGCGCUUAUCGCAAGCUGUAGGGGCGGGGGGGGGCGGCCGGGUGGGGUUGGCAGCCCCCAAGUGGUGGCACCCCCAAAUGUCACCUCUUGAGGCUCUGUUGCCUUGUAAGAAUGGUUACGGUCUGA
Molecule: messenger RNA, 399 nt
Organism: Lagopus leucura (white-tailed ptarmigan)
Lineage: Eukaryota; Metazoa; Chordata; Aves; Galliformes; Phasianidae
Gene: TMEM223
Product: transmembrane protein 223
Exons: 1
Biological process (GO): nervous system development
Cellular component (GO): mitochondrion
Source: RefSeq, a predicted model, not a curated record